This is a messenger RNA of Nelumbo nucifera (sacred lotus), 996 nucleotides long. The record is from RefSeq and is a predicted model, not a curated record. NCBI's taxonomy places the organism in Eukaryota, Viridiplantae, Streptophyta, Magnoliopsida, Proteales, Nelumbonaceae.
AUGGCAGAUAAAGUGGAAAAGAGUUCAAAAAAGAAGCAUUCCAAGGUCCACAAGCACAUUAGAAAUGUGAUUAUCAGCAUGGCGGUUUGUAUUCUUGAGUGUCGAUCGAGUUUCACAGAUGGGAGGUUAAAAGAGGAAGAAGAAAUUGGCAAAGAAAAUAUAGAAAUGGAUAGGAGGAUAAAGAGACUGGAUAAAGUGGGAAAGGAAAUAAGAAAAGAGGGUAAAGAGGUCAACAGAGUUCGAAUCCUCCAUUUCUGCUUUCUACAGUUCUCUUUUCUUCCCGUUCUAUCUGCCCAGUGCCCACGAUUCUACAUUUCAAAGCGAUUUCGUUUCAGAACCUUAAGAAGCAGGAAUAGAAGUCUUAUGGAGAAAAGCGAAGAGAUCGAAGCUGCGAGGAAGCGCAUGAAACCGGUGGAGGAAAAAGACGGAGAUGCAGCUGCAAUAGAAGAAGAGACAACGACGAAUUUGACGGGAUCUGAAGAAAUGGAGCUCAAUAUUGCUCGUCUUCUCGAAAGGAUUGAACGCUUCACUGAACAGGUUACAGAGUUGCUGGAAGCGGGAAAGACGAUGUUUAAGGAACUCAGUAAUGAAUUUGAAGAGCGGAUGAUCGCAAUUCACAGAGAACAAAUUGAGAAAUGGCAAGAGGAGAUUAAGGAUCUGAGGUUGGUGGAUGCCUCAAACGAGGAGGUCAUCACUCUUCUGAAUAAUGCUCGCUUUCUGCUUCAGAAUUUUCAUGCUGACCAAUGCAGGUAAAAUAAAAUCCCAAGGAAAAUUCAUCUUUGUAGCAGUGAACCAAAUAUUCAAGUUUACCUUGGUGCCCAUCUCGUACAUGUUAGAUCAGUAUCCGGGUGUACUGAACAUUUGGAUCAGCCAAAUUUAUUUCGUUAGUCACCAUCUAAAACAUGGGUUUAAUCACGGAGUGAUUCAGCAUGACUUAUAAAUUUGAUCUUGACAAGCUUUCGUUUUUUCUUUGGGAUGUGGGUGCAGCAGUGCAGG